This is a messenger RNA of Penaeus monodon (black tiger shrimp), 1980 nucleotides long. Its product is annotated as glutenin, high molecular weight subunit DY10-like. The transcript has 12 exons. Bases 1 to 1980 code for a protein of 659 amino acids. The record is from RefSeq and is a predicted model, not a curated record. Lineage: Eukaryota; Metazoa; Arthropoda; Malacostraca; Decapoda; Penaeidae.
AUGCGAGUGCGCCAAUCGAGAGCCACAAACCGUCGAGGCCAGCAGACCAGUCGAGGCCGCGAGCAGUGGGUCACAGGACCGUCUAGUGCCAGCAUGAGCCUCAGUGCCAGCAGGAGCCAGUCGAGUGCCAGCUGGAGCCAGGUGAGGGCCAGCUGGAGCCAGUCUAGUGCCAGCAGGAGCCAGUCUAGUGCCAGGCAGGAGCCAGUCGAGUGCCAGCAGGAGCCAGAGCCAGUCGAGUGCCAGCAGGAGCCAGUCGAGGGCCAGCAGGAGCCAGUCAAGUGCCAGCAGGAGCUAGUCGAGGGCCAGCAGGAGCCAGUCGAGGGAGCCAGGUCAGGGCCAGCAGGAGCCAGUCGAGGGCCAGCAGGAGCCAGUCGAGGCCAGCAGGAGCUAGUCGAGGGCCAGCAGGAGCCAGUCAAGUGCCAGCAGGAGCCAGUCGAGGGCCAGCAGGAGCCAGAGCCAGUCGAGUGCCAGCAGGAACCAGGUGAGAGCCAGCAGGAGCCAGUCGAGUGCCAGCAGGAACCAGGUGAGAGCCAGCAGGAGCCAGUCGAGUGGCAGAAGGAGCCAGUCAAGUGCCAGCAGGAGCCAGGUGAGGGCCAGCAGGAGCCAGUCAAGUGCCAGCAGGAGCCAGUCGAGGGCCAGCAGGAGCCAGUAGAGUGCCAGCAGGAGCUAGUCGAGUGCCAGGAGGAGCCAGUCGAGAGCCAGCAGGAACCAGGUGUGUGCCAGCAGGAGCCAGUCGAGAGCCAGCAGGAGCCAGUCAAGUGCCAGCAGGAGCUAGUCGAGUGCCAGCAGGAGCCAGUCGAGUGCCAGAGCCAGUCGAGGGCCAGCAGGAGCCAGGCGAGGGCCAGCAGGAGCUCAGUCGAGGGCCAGCAGGAGCCAGGUGAGGGCCAGCAGGAGCCAGUCGAGAACCAGCAGGAGCCAGGUGAGGGCCAUCAGGAGCCAGUCGAGUGCCAGCAGGAGCCAGGUGAGGGCCAGCAGGAGCCAGGUGAGAGCCAGCAGGAGCCAGGAGCCAGUCGAGACCAGCAGGAGCCUGGUGAGGGCCAGCAGGAGGCAGGUGAGAGCCAGCAGGAGCCAGUCGAGACCAGCAGGAGCCAGGUGAGAGCCAGCAGGAGCCAGGUGAGUGCCAGCAGGAACCAGGUGAGAGCCAGCAGGAGCCAGGUGAGAGCCAGCAGAAACCAGUCGAGACCAGCAGGAGCCAGUCGAGGGCCAGCAGGAGCCAGUCGAGACCAGCAGGAGCCAGUCGAGACCAGCAGGAGCCAGGUGAGAGCCAGCAGGAGCCAGGUGAGGGCCAGCAGGAGCCAGUUGAGUGCCAGCAGUAGCCAGUCGAGAGCCAGCAGGAGCCAGGUGAGUGCCAGCAGGAGCCAGUCAAGUGCCAGCAGGAGCCAGGUGAGUGCCAGCAGGAGCCAGGUGAGAGCCAGCAGGAGCCAGGUGAGAGCCAGCAGGAGCCAGGUGAGUGCCAGCAGGAGCGGGGGAGCCAGCAGGAGCCAGGUGAGAGCCAGCAGGAGCCAGUCGAGUGCCAGCAGUAGCCAGUCGAGUGCCAGCAGUAGCCAGUCGAGGGCCAGCAGGAGCCAGGUGAGAGCCAGCAGGAGCCAGGUGAGGGCCAGCAGGAGCCAGCCAGUCGAGUGCCAGCAGGAGCCAGUCGAGUGCCAGCAGGAGCCAGUCGAGUGCCAGCAGGAGCCAGUCGAGUGCCAGCAGUAUUUGAAAGAGAAGGCUAAGCGAUGCUUUGAUUAUGCCCGAGAGAAGGGGGAUUCAGGGGGGUUGACACCUCACGCCAAUUGGGACCAUAAUUUUGAAAUAAUUGACGAACAAGUACAGUACAUCUACAAACAUUGCUUAUCGAGGCUGGAAAAGAGCACGAGAGUUCGGGAAAGGAAAGGAUAUGGUUUAAUCCCUCUUAAUCUCUUUCUCCUCCUCUCUCAUAAUACGUAUCUUGGCUAUAGCGGUCUUAUUGAUACUCAGUUUGUCUACUGCGGUCUUAAAUGA